ACUGAAUGCAGCCAACUAGGUGAGGCCUUCGAGGCGCUGAUCAAUGAGAUGCAGCAGCGUUUAUCUCUGAGCUCAGAUGACGAUGACGCCCUAAAAAUGAAUGAUUCAGGUGCCAACUUGCCAGACUUAUCAAGGAAUCGAAACUCCUAUAUCGCUCUCUCACCACCUGGCAGUCGUGGCCUAACCUAUAAGUUUGCUGAACCAACCAGGUCCGAGUCCCCAAAUGUCGACGAAAUUGGCUCCGUAAUGCACAAAGCAUCUACUUCUAUGCAUAAGAGACAAGCCGAAGUUAAUGACGAUGUGGUGCCUCACAGUCAUGCCGGGCUGGGCGCACGACUAACUCCUGAGGCGAAGCCUGAUGACGUGGAUGCUUGGCUGCGAAGAAGAGGCUUCUCUAGCGAGUAUGAUCAUCUUAUUUACUUCUUCUCCUCUAUCCUUUUUGAGCCAUUUUAUUUAUAUUCCAGUAUAUAA
Messenger RNA from Protopolystoma xenopodis, 471 nucleotides. The record is from the annotation of a GenBank genome assembly. NCBI's taxonomy places the organism in Eukaryota, Metazoa, Platyhelminthes, Monogenea, Polystomatidea, Polystomatidae.